AUGGCCGAAGCUGUGAAAGAGUUAAACCAUGCAACGCGAUACCAGAAGAACACGGGCCGUCGGAAACUCAUCUUCCUUCUCCUAUUGAUCAUUUUUGGGUUAAUCGUUGUCCUGAUUUUCAAACCUCGUCGGUCAUCCUCUUUAGGUUCUCCAUCUGCUCAAGAUUCAAUUACCUCCACGGAUACUUUGGUCUCACGUUACUUUCAUGCACGGACACCCCCUAGCCUUUACGUACCGAAUAAUACUUGA
Suillus subaureus is the source of this 249-nucleotide messenger RNA. RefSeq lists its product as uncharacterized. The record is from RefSeq and is a predicted model, not a curated record. The coding region runs from base 1 to 249 and encodes 82 amino acids. The transcript has 2 exons. Lineage: Eukaryota; Fungi; Basidiomycota; Agaricomycetes; Boletales; Suillaceae.